Molecule: messenger RNA, 333 nt
Organism: Lentinula edodes (shiitake mushroom)
Lineage: Eukaryota; Fungi; Basidiomycota; Agaricomycetes; Agaricales; Omphalotaceae
Product: Yippee/Mis18
Exons: 4
Coding region: 1-333 (110 amino acids)
Cellular component (GO): ubiquitin ligase complex
Source: RefSeq, a predicted model, not a curated record
AUGGGUAUGAGUUACCGCCGAUACUUAUACGGAGAGCGCGUAUACGGAUGCUCCAAGUGCAAGACUCAUCUCGCUACAAUACAUUCCAUGAUAUCCAGAGCAUUCAACGGGCAACAUGGUAGAGCAUAUCUAUUUGAUGUAGUUGUCAACGUCGUAGAGGGCGAGGCUUGCGAUCGACCGAUGACUACUGGAAACCACACAGUCCGCGAUAUCUAUUGCAUCAAGUGCGGCACCACACUGGGGUGGAAAUACGAUAAGGCCUACGAAGCAUCCCAGAAAUACAAAGAAGGCAAAUACAUCCUUGAACGGAAUCUCCUUGUUGAUGUCCAGUAA